This is a messenger RNA of Sarcophilus harrisii (Tasmanian devil), 3045 nucleotides long. It is a transcript of the gene VWC2L, whose product is annotated as von Willebrand factor C domain containing 2 like. Gene Ontology annotation, biological process: negative regulation of BMP signaling pathway. The transcript has 4 exons. NCBI's taxonomy places the organism in Eukaryota, Metazoa, Chordata, Mammalia, Dasyuromorphia, Dasyuridae. The record is from RefSeq and is a predicted model, not a curated record. Bases 1164 to 1856 code for a protein of 230 amino acids. Gene Ontology annotation, cellular component: AMPA glutamate receptor complex. Gene Ontology annotation, molecular function: protein binding.
AGCAUUGGGAGUCCUUCUGCAGUCAGAGGUUCAAAUAUCAACAGUGAGGUUUCAUUUUCAAAAAUGCCUUGGCAGGGAUCAUGCCUCAUCUCCUAAUAAUAAUCAGGGACUGCAGAUGGCUUAAAUCUAGAUACAAGGCACUUCCGGAACUUACCGAGUGGAACACAUCUCUGCAGCCGGUCCAAGAAUGCAUUAUGUAUAAUGACAUUGAUCUGGGGAGCUUUAGGGUGGUUCGAUGCAAAUACGUAACAUGCACUUGUAGGAAAUCUUUCCCCUUAAGAGCGCAUCUGUCUCUGGUGUAGGAAAAAGUGCUACUAGAAAGAGAGAAAGUCUCUGUUCUGGUCUUUUCUGGAGGCUGGCUAAAAGGUGCUGCUGGAAAUUGGUGUUGUGCGGUGCGGCGCGCUGAAUCCAGCUGUUGGCGCUGUCCGUGGUACUGAAGAAAUCCCGGCUGCCGGUAGAUUGAGCUCCAAAGCGGCAAUCUGGGCAAACUGCUUUCUUUGAUGCAGAAAUCAAGCUAAAGUUGUUCCUUGGCUUCAUAUCCAUUGUAAGCAUUUUCUGUUGUUGUGAGAGGUGAUUGAAGACGCAUAUUGUGAUGAUGCGGAGGGUAUUUCAGGAGGAGCUGGCUUUAAGCUAUACAGCAUACUGUUGCUGUUUGUGGUGUUGAAAGGCUAACCAAACCACCUUUCUCUUCUGCCGUUACAAACACUGUGCAAAGGAUCUCGUGUUUGGAAGAAACGCAAUCAAUUGGGAAAUUUCAUAGAAGGAGCUGAGAAAAUCCUAAAAUUAAGUUCAAUAUGAUUAUACUACGGGAGUCUGAAUUUCGACGAGACAGCAUUGCUUCUUGCUUUGAAUUCUGAACACUGGUCCAAAGCUUAAUUCUUAUGUGUGUCUGCUGUGUUUCUCUCUGGAAGGGCGGGAGACUGCCUGCCUCUUUACUGUGUUUUGAAAUGGGAGGCAGAGAAAAGGGAUUGCCUAUAACUCAUCCCUGAAAAAAAAAAUGUAUUCUUCGGGUAAUUAAAGAGAAACUGCUUUACUAAAACACAUCUAACCUUUUAGUUCAUAUUGGCCUGUGACCCUACCAACAUCAUUAACCUCCAUACUGAUUAGCCUACCCCUCCGGUAUUCCCAUGGAAGCAGCUGGGUAUAUUUAAUAUUAGGACCAUAUGCAGAAGUCUUUGAGGAGGGGGAUGGCUCUUCCUAUUCAUGAAGCCUGCAUACUUCUGUUGGUAAUCUCUGGUUUGGUCACCCCAGCUGCCAUCAAUCAUGAAGACUACCCUGCUGAUGAAGGUGACCAGGCCUCGAGUAAUGACAAUCUGAUCUUUGAUGACUAUCGAGGGAAAGGGUGUGUGGAUGACAGCGGCUUUGUAUACAAAUUGGGAGAACGUUUUUUCCCAGGGCAUUCCAACUGUCCAUGUGUCUGUGCUCUGGAUGGACCUGUUUGUGACCAACCAGAAUGCCCUAAAAUUCACCCAAAAUGUACUAAAGUGGAACAUAAUGGAUGCUGUCCUGAGUGCAAAGAAGUGAAAAACUUUUGUGAAUAUCAUGGGAAAAGUUACAAAAUCUUGGAGGAAUUUAAGCCCUCUCCAUGUGAAUGGUGUCGCUGUGAGCCCAGCAACGAAGUGCACUGUGUUGUAGCAGACUGCGCAGUUCCUGAAUGUGUCAACCCAGUCUAUGAACCAGAACAAUGUUGUCCUGUCUGCAAAAAUGGUCCAAACUGCUUUGCAGGAACCACAAUAAUUCCAGCUGGCAUUGAAGUGAAAGUGGAUGAAUGUAACAUCUGUCACUGUCACAACGGGGACUGGUGGAAGCCUGCUCAGUGUUCAAAACGCGAAUGCCAAGGCAAGCUGACUGUUUAAAGCAGAAUCCCAACCAAUGACAAGUCCAUAAAAUGAAAAAAAAAUGUUAUGGCUUCUACACUGCACAUGUUUAAAACAAAACAAAACAAAAACUGCCAGCUACAACCGGGUCACCAGCAAAAACCUUUUAGGGUUGACAAAAGUGAAUAUUUUACUAAGAGGAAAUUUCUCUCUUUCUCUCUCUUGCUAUACCGAAUAUAUACAGUAUAUAGCUAUCUAACACGCUUUUGUAAGUCCCAAUGCUUGACGGUGACACAACGUCGGGAUUUCUGACUCAGAAAGGAAGUACCAUCCAUUCACAGACGCCUUUGCUGGUGAUGCCUCUGACCUGCCAAUUUAUCUUCAGCUGUUUAACUCCUUUUUACUCUUCUGUACAUCAAACAUGGCAUUUUCCUAUUGCGGUUCCCUCCCUUUUAAGAAUCUUGGGGACCAGAUUCUAUAGAACGAAAAAAAAAAAGUUUUCAGCUGAGCCAAAAUGCUGAGAAAAAGGAACGCCUAAAUAGUGAGCAUAUUUACAACUAGGAGCACACCAAGACUCAGAUUAAUCAAACCACCCAUGUCAACCAUGUUCAUGUCCUGUGAUAGGAAAAGAGAAGCAGAGAUUGGGAGGAGGCACAAAGGAGCAGGGUAGGGACCGAAUGCUUUCUCCACCUGAUAUUGCCUCAUACACUGAGGAAAACCACUGGAGUUUCAGGUGUAAGAUCCUGAAACUACCAAUGCAAAUCUAAGGUGGGGAGGAAAACCUGGACCCAAAUGGAAAAGAAACAGGGUUCCACUUGAAAGAUUAAAAAAAAACUAUAUCACAUUAGCCACCAGACUUCAUCAUACUGCUGUACUGAGUUUGGAUUGUCCCAAACACACUCAAAUAAACAUAAUAACAUUGUCAUCUGGUGAUAUAAUUCUGAGAGCCAAGUUGAACAAUCCCACUGUGAAUCCGAAUUGUUCUGAACAGCCUUGGCUCUGGGGGCCAGACUUGGUUGAAAGCCAGGAGGUUAUAUAGAUUUCCUGGAUUGAAUCUGUGUUUAUCAUGUUACAGUAACAUCCUCUCAGCCCUAUGUCGAAAAAGACAAGAUUCAGGACACUCUUUCCACCUCAAGUGCUGAUUUAAAUUAGUGAUUAGGGUAGAGAUUAGGGGGAGACUUGCACAAUACAACUUUAUCAGUUGACCAUUUAGAGAUAUGUAUGUAUA